GUACACUUAACUGGCGCUGCGGACAGGAUACUGCGAGGCUGCUGAAUCGAGAUUCUCCUCCAAUACCGUGACGGAAAUCAUCACAAAGCCUCGAUUACGACCAACGUGAAGAAAAAUGAAAAUUUUCAAGGCGGAACGGCGGAACGGCAAACUCGAGCGUCCGUCUGGGCCGGAAUCCAUUUCUAAAAGGGAGCUUGGGAAUUUACCUCGUGACCGUUCUUCUAUACCAAGUCUAUAUUCGUUGGUGAGCACUGAGCAGUCUACACUCUACAGUCUAUACGCUGGAACGGCUGAAGUAUCUGGGGCUCGAGAGAAGAGUCGUUGAUGCAACGUAUAAAUCAAUUCUUUUUAUCGCGCUUUAUUAGUUUAAAACUAAGUACAUUACAUUUCCGAGCGCACAGAACUUGACGAAACCUUACAUUUUCCUUCCACCCUUUUCGUUCUAACGUUGCUUAUCUGGCAUGUCUAAUGAUCUGGUGAGUCUCGAUGAUAUAAUUAAGAAGUCUAAAACAUCAACGUCUACGAUGCGAGGCCGCGGUGUAGGACCUCGCAAACCAGUACUGAAAAAUGGCCCAAGAACAAAUGGUGCUGCUCCACUCCGGCCCAAUGCAAAACCCAUUGAAGAUGCUAGAUUCAAAAUAAUUCAGAAGAAAAGACGACACAUUGCUGAUGCUAGGGAUAAGCUUGCUCAAAUUGCAAAACAGAGCGAUGCUCGUUUGAAGUUGCAAAAGUUGCGAGCAACCAAUACCAAGAAAAUAGAUUCAACUAUUAUAUCUCGCAAAACUGGUCGCAAUGGUCGCAUGUCGCUAUCUACUAACAAACCACUGCCACCACAUGCUCCACGCUCAUUACCUCCGACAUUUAUUCCGCCACCAGCAAGAACAAUGGGCUAUAGGCCGCCACCCGGGCCAGAGUCGCACUAUGUCAAUGAAAUGAUAAUGACUUACAAUGACGUUAGAAUUCCAAAACCAAAGGAGUCUGAGUAUUUGCAAUAUCAUACAAAAGAUUACUUGAUGGAUUCGCAUCACCAUCAUCAAGCAGCAUUAAGACGCACUGUUAGCAAUGAUUAUGCUCCAGCAAUGCCGCCACCUCCGCCAUUGUUCAAUAUUAAACCAGUACCUUACGAUUGGGAUAAACCUGUGCGCAGCAGCACUUUAUCCAGAAGUCAAACAGUUCGAGCAUCUGAUCAUAGCAGUAGACCAAGGGAUUAUAAAGUUAUUCCACGUUCAGGAUUGAUUACUAAAGCUCAGUCACCACCACCGUACAGGAAUGAAUGGACUUUUGGUUCAAAGUCAAGAACGAUAAUACCAGAUAAUUCUAUCGAAGCCAAAUAUUAUACUAUGAGGAAUCACAGAGAAAUCGGAGUUAAAUCUCGAUUAGACUCACCUCCCCCAAAAGCAAGUCGCACUGCAUCAAAUUCGUCCAGACCCAAGUCCAGCUCCACUGCUGCUGGUUAUAGAAUUGUUGUAUCUAACUUGCAAGCAAACGUUACUCAAGAAGAUAUUAAGGAAUUGUUUGAAGACGUUGGAGAGUUGCUAGUGUCUAGGUUAGUUAGGCCAGGUAUCGCUGAAGUAAUAUAUAAAACUUUGAAAGAUGCAACCAAAGCUGUAGAGACAUACCACAACCGACAAUUAGAUGGUCACCCAAUGAAAUGCCUUCUUGUCAAUCCUCGGCCAAAAACUUCGUCAUCUACGUCAUCUUCAAGCAGAGUGCUUACUCACUCUAGAAGUUCAAGUAGCUAUUCACAGCCGAGUUUAGGAACGGUCCAUCGUGCUUUAUUCGAUGAUUAGUGACUUAUGAUAUUUUUUUGAAUCAGAGGACCUUCAAUAUUUUACACUAAAAGACUUUGAGAAAUGGUAAAACUGUAUAAUUCCAUUCGUAUUUAGAAAUUUAUUACAUAAUUUCUUAAACGUUUUUCAAGGUUGCAAGAACGUGCAUUCUCAUUUGUAUCAAAAGAUAAUAAAUAAAUAAUCUGUUUUUGUCGAUUUGUAA
Molecule: messenger RNA, 1992 nt
Organism: Nasonia vitripennis (jewel wasp)
Lineage: Eukaryota; Metazoa; Arthropoda; Insecta; Hymenoptera; Pteromalidae
Product: polymerase delta-interacting protein 3
Exons: 9
Coding region: 462-1790 (442 amino acids)
Biological process (GO): mRNA export from nucleus
Cellular component (GO): nucleus
Molecular function (GO): mRNA binding
Source: RefSeq, a predicted model, not a curated record